AAGACAAAUAAAACAUCACUACGAACCGGGGGACAGCUUGUUAUCAAAUUAUCGAGCACCCCAUGCUCAUUUUUGCGGGGAUUGGAGAUUGGAUUUACGUCAUCUAAUCGUAAAGUUUUCUUGGCGCUGUGAGUGGCUAGCUGGUGUUUUUAUGAUAUUGUUUUGACACACGCCUGAUGGCGGUAUAGGGUGAUGGAAAGAUUUUAGGCACAGGCAACUCAUCGCACUCAUUUUUUAAAGUUGAUCCAAACACGGUGAGAGGCGUGUCUCAUUUAUUCUUCAGAAAGCAAAAUCUGUGGCUUUGUGUCUUUGCAAAAACUCACUGAAUCUUCAUGUUGCUGCUGUGUUUAAACAAUUUAUCAUCCAUACCAAACUGAUUUGCCACGGCAGAGCCGACCAGAACUAAAAUCUGUUUUGUUUUUGGAAAUUGUCUGCAGUCGAUUAGGAUAAAAUGCAAGAAGACAGUAUCUAUCAGACAGGUAGCAUCCAGACGGCAUCAUCCCCUGCGGUCCGCCAUCUCAGCCCGGUCGCCUGCAUGGAGCACCCAUCUCAAGUCUACCAUUCAGCUCUUUGGUGGAAUGCAGCAUCGGCAUCCACCCUACACGGUGAAGCACCGGUAAUCACCCCCACCGAUCUGGCUCACCGUAACCUGGCCGCUCUUAGGUACUACUCCAAUUCUCUGCCUCCAUGUGCGUUAACGCAUCCCUUCUCGCAUCUCGCUUCGUCACACCCGUACUUCCCUACCACCAUGGAGGGCCUGAGCUGGCUGAGACUCGCUGCCCAUCAUGAUUUCUACAAACUGGUCCGACCUCCGUACUCCUACUCGGCCCUCAUAGCGAUGGCCAUCCAAAGCUCGCCCGAGCACAAAAUCACCCUCAGCGGCAUCUAUCGCUACGUUGCCGAAAACUUCCCGUUUUACAAGCGCAGCAAGGCAGGCUGGCAGAAUUCCAUUCGCCACAACCUCUCCCUCAACGACUGCUUCAUCAAGGUACCUCGAGCCGAUAACGACCCGGGAAAGGGCCACUACUGGACCCUCGACCCCAACUGCGAGAAAAUGUUUGACAACGGGAAUUUUCGACGAAAGAGGAAACGACGGGGCGAUUCUCUCGAGAGCCCUUCGUCAACCGUGCCCUCGUCACCCUCUUCCCUCGUCAUAGACGACCACCCGAUGUCGACAUUGAGACCGGUCAAGCGUUUCAUCAUCGACCAACCCGAUGCAGAAGACCCAACGAAUGUUGACCGAAUAUAUACCACUCAACAAUCCCACCAACAAGGGCGUGGUCUUCGAGAAUAUUACAUCAAUGGUCAAGAUACAUCAGUGGUUUCCAAGGCGAUUCAUCUUCGGCAUCCUCCUCACAUCUCAAAGCAGUCAGAAGGGGACCUUCUCUCCGGGAUAUCAUCAGCAGGAAAAUGUGUUCAGAACAAAAAUAAAGCUAUCCUUAAAUCAAGCUUCAGCGUAAGGAGCCUACUCGGCCAAGACACAGAUGAAACAGCAGGUAAAGAAGAUCCAUGAUUGUGAAAUAUUUAAAAUUAUUUCAGAGAACAUUAGAACAUUUUGCAUACGGGAGUGAGGAAGUUAAAUUCCCAUGUCACAAGUUAGAAUAUCUUUAUAUUGACAGGGUAUAGUCUAAGUAGAUAAACAUGGAUAAUGCAAAUAGUUUUCAAAAUCAUUUUGCAAUUGUUGUUGUGUAAGACACUUUAAUUGUUUUUAGACUUGAAUAUUGUGCAUAUUAUACUCAUAAUAAAGAAAUGCAGAGAUUUGAACGAGAAUGGAUGGAAACACACAGGAACAAAACUGUUUCAUGUUUUUCUUUACAUGACUGAAUAUGAUGAAUGCAUCCCGUACUUGUCAUUUUUAUUCAUUCUAACCUAUAAUAGCUACUGCCACUUUAUUGAGAUUUAUGAUAUGGUUCUACACAAACAUGUACAACAUUGAGAGCGAGUGGAAUAUACAAUGCCAAAAUAUGUUAGAUUUGCAGACGGUUUAAAAUUGUGACCUAUUGAACUUUAGGAAACAGCAAAGUUUGCAGUAGAUUAUAUUUACCAUUAUUGCAGAUAAUAUUUUUUUCAUAUCACUUUUUAGGAUUGAGAAGUCUAUGUAAUGCACCUGGUAUGAAGGAGGAUAAAGAGAAGAGAGAUACUGAAGCAAAAUAUGAUGUUUAUUGACACAAUUGAUAUUGAUAUAAUUAUGCUUAAUGUAUUCCCUUUUCGUUAAACUUUUCAAUUCAAUUCAAUUCAAUUCAACUUUUCGCCUCCCAAUAAUUCACCAAAUUUUAUUCAGACCAUAAUGGUUGGAGAUCAUUCAUAACUCUGUUACCUAUGGCUUGAUUGAUAAAUUGAAUCCAACAUCUUUAAAAUCCUAUAACAAGAUUAAAAACUUUCGAACCCAGUUUUAAUUUCAAUAUCAAUUUCAGCGAAUUAUAUUCCUUGUACUGAAUCAUGUUUGUUAUGUGAAUGUUGAUCAAAAUAUGUAUAUUUCGACUUGAUUUGAUCUCAAUCUUUCUGACACACCAUCCAAGUUUGGUCAGUUUAAAAAGCGAAAGUCAAAAUAUUAGUGGUUUCAUCAUGUUGAGUAGCCAUUUUUAAGCUUAAGUUAAGUCAUAUAAUUCUAUAUAUACUUAGCAAUCCAUUCAUUAUGAACACGAUGAACCCAACCUAAAUACUACAAGCGAAUCGGAAGGAUUCUAAAAUCCCCCAAAUAGAUAAAUAUUUAUAUAUAAAACAGCAUUGAUGUGCUAUAACUUUAUGUGUAUAGUAAAUAUUAGAUUAUCAUAAAGCGAAAUAAUCCUGCUUCAUGAUUAUGUUUUCCGUUUAAAUUUUGUUACCCCAAAAUAAUGUGACCUGGUUCUCGAUCAUAAAUGGAAUUUUGAGGAAGGUUUGGACUUUAAUAAUCCAUAAUUGUGGGAAGUUGAUAUCUAUAGGUGAUAUGUUGUAUAAUAACGUUUUAAUAUUGUUUCUUAUCGUUGCAUAUAUUUCAGUUUCAUUAUUGACUGUAAGCAUACAAGGACCAUGUUUCAUCAAGACCUACAAUAUCGUGUUUUUUAUUCUUAUUGUAACUACCGUCAGCCCUUGAAAACAUUGAUUAUGAUUGGAUGUUGAGCCUCGUUACCAUGGUAACGACCAUUAAUGGCAAAGUUAUCAUAUUUGUAAGUCUCAGUCUAUACGAUGCAUAUUUGUUAAACGUCAUUUAGUAUCCAGUUUGUUUAAACUAUAUUACUUAUAUGGUUUUAUUUUAUUUACAUUAUUUUUUUUUCUAUCCGACUGGUCGGUUUUGUAUACUAAAACGUUAUAUUAAUUUUCUUUAGAGAUGCGGGCAUCUUUAUAGUCCGACUAUGCAGACUGCAUGCAGCUAUAGGUAAAUUAAUAUCUUAUUCUCAAAUUAAUAAUCAUCUUCAGUCGAUGUGAUAGAAUUGUAUUUUUCUGUGUCAUAAUGCUAUGAUUUAUAAGGUGAACUGACAGUGAUCAAUUGGGCAUACUUAAAUAGCACUGGACGACAAAAUUAUUUUAUAACCAUUUCCUUAAAGCCUGCUAAACUCAUGUUGCUUUUUUGUAUUACAAAUGAUUUAGCAUGUUGCCGAUGUGACUUUUCAAAGAUGUAUUUUGUAUUUUAACAGAGCAGGGGGGGGGGUAAAAGACCUUCGUCCAGUACCCCCGUUCCCCAUGAUCGCCGCAGAUAGUGUAAAGACCAAUUGAGAAAUAGAUCAAUAAAAUUUUGAAAAUCAGCUGUUGAAAACAUAUAAAUGGGGUACAAAUUUCGCUUUGCUUGCCAGUGUCGGAACUCCUCUGCCUCAGGGAGAGGGUGCACAUGCAGAGUGCCGCCCCAGCUUAUAUACGCCCUUGUUAAUUCUAAAGCAUUUUAUUUAACUUAAAGUUUGUUGAGUUUUAACUGGUUUCCCUUGAUCCACUGACCAUGCUGACGUACAGAUGGGGGAGGGGGAGGCUUGGGCUCUUGCCCCCCCCCCCGAAGAAAAAAAAACCCGACCAAGAAAAAAAGGACAGAAUAGGAAAAAUUGUGAAAAUAUGAUAUUUUUUUCUGAAUAUUAUGUCAAAAUCUAUCUAAAUAUUUGACUUUGUAAUAAAAAUGUCGACCAUUUUGCUCGCUCGCAACUUUUUAUUAACUUUACGCGAUACGUCAUAUCUGGCCCCCUCAAUUUUGUUGGCUCAUUAGUCAUUACGCCACCGCCUUCAUCUAUUUCCUCCUUUAUCCUAGUCUUCGCGUAUUUUAAUAAUCUUUUUAAAGACGUGGGUGUGUACGCAGAGAAAAACUUAACAAAUCUCUAUGAAGUUGUUUAAAGAAUAUACCAU
Molecule: messenger RNA, 4305 nt
Organism: Lytechinus pictus (painted urchin)
Lineage: Eukaryota; Metazoa; Echinodermata; Echinoidea; Temnopleuroida; Toxopneustidae
Product: forkhead box protein D1-like
Exons: 1
Coding region: 452-1513 (353 amino acids)
Biological process (GO): regulation of transcription by RNA polymerase II; cell differentiation; anatomical structure morphogenesis
Molecular function (GO): DNA-binding transcription factor activity, RNA polymerase II-specific; RNA polymerase II cis-regulatory region sequence-specific DNA binding
Source: RefSeq, a predicted model, not a curated record